AUGGCGAGCCCAGAACCAGACAUCAAGAUCCCCCCGUCGUCCCAAUCGCAUUUUGCCAAAUUCGAAAACUUUGCGCCCGACGAUGACGCGCCCUUUGAGAACGAGUUCGCACGCCUCGCCGCCUCCCAGGAAUGGGUCCCCGGCUCCCAAGAAUACGCCAAGGAGCGCACCAUUGCCAUGCGCUCCGAGCUCAAAUCGCAUUUCUUCAAGUCGUCGCAGGACCCCGAAAAUGCCCUCGCCACCAUUACUGAGGAGGACGAGCUCGAGGGGUACCAGGCCCUGUGCGACGAAGUCGACCUGCCUCGGUACGACACCACCGACGAGUGCAAGAAGGCGCUGAAGAAGACGCUGGUCAAUAUUGUCGACUUGAUUGACACGCGGCGAACGUCAACCAAGGUCAAGGUCUGGCAGGACUUUGCCCAGUUUCGAGACUAUACGCUCCAAGACGGCCACAUGAUCAACAGGGAAGAGGCGAAGAAGGAUGGCGGAUAUCUGGCCUCGCUGCUACAGCAGCUAUUUCCAGAACGUCGAGGCCGGAAUCGAAGACGAGGUGGGAGGGGGGCGGGUGCACGCAAGAGUGACAAGGUCUCCGGGCGCGUAGUGAAAAGGGAGCGAAAGUGA
Messenger RNA from Cordyceps militaris CM01, 621 nucleotides. RefSeq lists its product as uncharacterized. NCBI's taxonomy places the organism in Eukaryota, Fungi, Ascomycota, Sordariomycetes, Hypocreales, Cordycipitaceae. The record is from RefSeq and is a predicted model, not a curated record. The transcript has a single exon. The coding region runs from base 1 to 621 and encodes 206 amino acids.